Molecule: messenger RNA, 1125 nt
Organism: Melospiza georgiana
Lineage: Eukaryota; Metazoa; Chordata; Aves; Passeriformes; Passerellidae
Gene: DHRS7C
Product: dehydrogenase/reductase 7C
Exons: 7
Coding region: 130-1065 (311 amino acids)
Biological process (GO): regulation of release of sequestered calcium ion into cytosol by sarcoplasmic reticulum
Cellular component (GO): sarcoplasmic reticulum membrane
Molecular function (GO): all-trans-retinol dehydrogenase (NAD+) activity
Source: RefSeq, a predicted model, not a curated record
AGGGCAAGCAGCCCCAACAAAUCAGUGCUCUCUGAAACUCUGAAGGAUCCUAAAUAAAUCUGUAAUGAGAAAGUUUGCAAAAACACAAUAGAAUGCUCUGUAUGUGUCUGGAGUCUUCAUAGCCAUGCCAUGGGUAUCCUUUCUGUGCUUGCUCUGCCGUUGCUGCUCCUGGGGAUCAGUGGAAUUAUUUACAUUUACCAGUCAGUCCGGUGGCUGCUGUCCAAGUCAGCAGUGCAGAACAAGGUGGUGGUGAUCACAGAUGCCAUCUCUGGCCUGGGCAAGGAAUGUUCUCGUGUGUUUCAUGCAGGAGGAGCAAGGCUUGUGUUGUGUGGCAGGACAUGGGAGAAGUUGGAAGCUUUGUAUGAUGCCUUAAUUAGUGUGACAGACCCCAGCACGACAUAUGCCCCAAAGCUGAUUCUUCUGGAUAUCACAGACAUAAGCUGCAUCAGAGAUGUAGCCAAGGAAAUCCUGAACUGCUAUGGCUGUGUGGAUAUUCUGAUCAACAAUGCAAGCAUGAAGGUGAAAGGAGCAGUGCAGAGCAUUUCACUGGAGCUUGAUAAAAAGAUCAUGGAUGCCAACUAUUUUGGACCUAUAACAUUAACCAAAGCUAUCCUUCCUAAUAUGAUCUCAAGAAGAACUGGCCAAAUUGUUCUAAUUAAUAGCAUCCAAGGGAAAAUAGGAAUUCCAUUUCGUGCAGCUUAUGCUGCUUCCAAGCAUGCUGCUGUAGGAUUUUUUGAUUGUCUUCGAGCUGAAAUGGAGGAAUUUGAUAUUUCUGUCAGCACUGUGAAUCCAACCUUCAUCUGCUCCUACCAUCGCCAGCCAGCACCAGGCAACUGGGAGGCAUCAAUCUGGAAAUUCUUUUUCAGGAAGGUGUCCUAUGGAGUGCACCCCGUGGAGGUGGCAGAGGAGGUCCUUGCCACGGUGAGCAGGAAGAAGCAGGAGGUGCUGAUGGCCAAUCCCAUCCCCAGAGCAGCAGUUUACAUCAGAACAUUCUUCCCCGAGCUGUUUUUUGCCAUUGUUGCCUCAGGGAUUAGGGAAAGGCUGAAGACAGAAGAGGAAAGUUGAUUUUGUUCAGUUAUUUCUUUGCUUUUGACCUGAAAAAAAAGGUUUUUGUUUUGAAUGUCA